Messenger RNA from Pseudoliparis swirei, 3148 nucleotides. RefSeq names its product ephrin type-B receptor 1-like. Lineage: Eukaryota; Metazoa; Chordata; Actinopteri; Perciformes; Liparidae. Gene Ontology annotation, biological process: axon guidance; cell surface receptor protein tyrosine kinase signaling pathway; protein phosphorylation. Gene Ontology annotation, cellular component: plasma membrane; neuron projection. The record is from RefSeq and is a predicted model, not a curated record. Gene Ontology annotation, molecular function: transmembrane-ephrin receptor activity; protein binding; ATP binding. Bases 53 to 3148 code for a protein of 1031 amino acids. The transcript has 20 exons.
UCUUCUUUUUUUUCUUUUUUGUUGUUGUCGGGGUGAACCGUCGGCCCGGGUAAUGAGAGAGGACGACCGGGGAGUCGCUGCGGCCAUGCGGGCCACUCGGGUUGCGGUGCUCCUGUGCGUGGUGACUUCGGUGUGCGCAGUGGAAGAGACCGUGAUGGAUACCAGGACAGCGACAGCUGAGCUCGGCUGGAUAUCGUUCCCCGCCAACGGAUGGGAGGAGGUGAGCGGCUACGACGAGAACCUCAACACCAUCAGGACGUACCAGGUGUGCAACGUGUUCGAGCCCAGCCAGAACAACUGGCUGCUCACCACGUACAUCGACCGGCGGGCGGCGCAGCGCAUCUACGUGGAGAUCCGCUUCACGGUGCGCGACUGCGCCUCCAUCCCCAGCGUCUUGGGCUCCUGCAAAGAGACGUUCAACCUGUACUACCUGGAGACCGAAAGGACGCUGUCUCAGGGCAACAAAGGGGUGGAGUACUGGGCCAACGCCCCCUUUCUGAAGGUGGACACCAUCGCGGCGGAUGAGAGUUUCUCCCAGGUUGAUUUCGGGGGACGGUUGAUGAAGGUGAACACGGAAAUUCGCAGUUUCGGGCCGUUGUCCAAAGGCAGAGGCUUCCACUUGGCCUUCCAGGAUCUCGGCGCUUGCAUGUCCCUGCUGGCCGUCCGAGUGUUCUACAAGAAAUGCCCCAGUGUGGUGCAAAACUUUGCUUUUUUCCCAGAGACGCUGACCGGAGCAGAGUCCACCUCAUUAGUGAUCGCCAGAGGAAGUUGUAUCCCCAAUGCCGAGGAGGUGGACGUGCCCAUAAAGCUCUACUGUAACGGAGACGGGGAGUGGAUGGUUCCCAUCGGCAGCUGCAGCUGCAAGGCGGGUUACCAACCGGACAGCGGCAACGUGUGCCGAGCCUGCCCUCAGGGCACCUUCAAGUCCUUCCAGGGGGUGGGGCUGUGCCAGCAGUGUCCGCUCAACAGCCGCUCCACCAUCGAGGCCGCCACGGUGUGCGGCUGCCGCGCCGGCUACUACCGCGGCGACAUGGACAAGGCGGGGGACGUGUGCACCAGCGUCCCUUCCGCUCCUCGCAACGUGGUCUCCGUCGUCAACCAGACGUCGGUGCGCCUGGAGUGGAACCCGCCGCGGGACAUCGGGCACCGCGGCGACCUGUCGUACAACGUGGUGUGCCGCCGGUGCCACAGCGGCGAGCGGCGGGCGUGCCAGCCGUGCGACGACGGCGUGGCGUUCGUCUCGGGCAGGCGGAAGUUAACGGAGACGAGGGUGGAGAUCAGCAAACUGAGAGCCCACACGCCGUACACCUUCGAGAUACAGGCGGUCAACGGAGUCUCCAACAAGAGCCCUUAUCCCGCCCAGCAACUGUCAAUCAACAUCACAACCAAUCAGGCCGCUCCCUCAGUAGUUCCCAUAAUGCACCAAGUGAGCUCAACCAGCCGCAGUUUCUCGUUGUCGUGGCCGCUGCCCGAACAGCCCAACGGAAUCAUCCUCGACUACGAGGUCCGGUACUUUGACAAGUCCCUGUCGUCGGUGCAGAACAGUUCGGUGGUCCAGAGCAAAGCGCCCAACGUGGUUCUGGAGGGCCUGAGGCCCGGGACCGGCUACGUGGUCCAGGUGAGGGCCCGCACCGUGGCCGGCUACGGCGCCCACAGCAAAGACAUGCUGUUCCAGACGCUCACCGACGAUGAGUACAAGUCUGAGCUGGGACAGCAGCUCUCCCUGAUUGCCGGCUCUUUAGUGGGUGGAGUGUGUAUCGUCUCAUUGGUUGCCUUUGCCAUCAUCUGUACUAGAAGGAGGCGGUGUAAAGAGAGCGCCUACGGAGACAAGCUGCAGCAGUACAACGCGGGUGGAGAGGUGACACUGAGGCCGGACAUGUUCAGUGGUCCCACCCCCACGGUGACCUUUCCCACCAUGUCUGAAGGUCACCAUUCGCCGGGGGUCAAGAUCUACAUCGACCCGUUCACCUACGAGGACCCCAACGAGGCGGUCCGGGAGUUCGCCAAAGAAAUCGACGCCUCCUGCGUCAAGAUAGAGGAAGUCAUCGGAUCAGGUGAGUUCGGGGAGGUGUACAGAGGUCGCCUGAAGCCCGUCGCGAAGAAAGAAAUUCCCGUGGCCAUCAAGACCCUGAAGGUCGGCUACUCCGAGAGGCAGAGGCGGGACUUCCUGUCCGAGGCGUCCAUCAUGGGCCAGUUCGACCAACCCAACAUCAUCCGCCUGGAGGGCGUCGUCACCAAGAGCCGGCCGACGAUGAUCAUCACCGAGUUCAUGGAGAACGGAGCACUGGACUCCUUUCUCAGGCAAAAUGAUGGGCAGUUUCCAGUGAUUCAGCUGGUUGGUAUGCUGAGGGGCAUCGCGUCUGGAAUGAGGUACCUCGCGGAGAUGAGUUACGUUCACCGGGACCUCGCUGCCCGGAACAUCCUGGUGAACAGCAACUUGGUGUGUAAAGUGUCUGAUUUUGGAUUAUCACGAUAUCUGGAGGAGGACACCUCUGACCCCACCUACACCAGCUCACUGGGGGGUAAGAUCCCGGUGCGCUGGACGGCUCCGGAGGCCAUCGCCUACAGGAAGUUCACGUCGGCGGCGGACGUCUGGAGUUACGGCAUCGUCACCUGGGAGGUGAUGUCCUACGGAGAGAGGCCCUACUGGGACAUGAGCAACCAAGACGUGAUCAAUGCCAUCGAGCAGGACUUCCGGCUGCCGGCCCCGAUGGACUGUCCUCUCGUCCUCCACCAGCUGAUGCUGGACUGCUGGCAGAAGGACCGCAACGCGCGCCCCAAGUUCCCGGACAUCGUCAGCAUGUUGGACAAAAUGAUCCGCAACCCGGCGUCGCUCAAAGCCGGCACCAACAACGUGGCCCCCGCAUGUCCUUCCCAUCAUCCCCUGUUGGACCGCGGAGCUCCAGACCUGAGCCGGCUGAGCUCGGUGGAGGACUGGCUGGCGGCGCUGAAGAUGACCCAGUACCGAGACUCCUUCCUGGGCUCGGGCUUCACUUCUCUGACGCUCGUCACGCAAAUCACAGCCGAAGACCUCCAGAGGAUCGGCGUGUCUCUGGCUGGACACCAGAAGAAGAUCCUGACCAGCGUUCAGUCCAUGAGCCACGGCGGCGGCGACGACGACGACCGCUCUCCCACCGAAUCCGUGUAG